ACUGACUGACACACAACCUUGCGCCAAACGCGCCGAGUGCGUCGUCAGCUCCGCUGAAGCGUCGCAGCAAGAACAAUGGGAGCUAUCAUGGCAUAGCCUUCCUUCCAGCGCUGCUGCCAAUGAUCAGGCUUCGCCCUUCGGGGCGUUCCCUCCCAUUCCUCCUCUUUCAGUCACACCUUUCGAUCUGCAGAAUCGCCUCCUCGUCUCCCCUCGCCGAUUUAUCGCUAAUUUCUACCGCUAACGCUCGCGAUCGCCGUCUAUCCGUCGCACCAGCAUCGCCCGUACCGCGAAUAACACAAACGACCACAUUUUGCGCUAUUCCCCGCCAAGGGACACUAGAUCACCUAAAAUCAUUCACGAGGGUCACCAGGUCACUAGUGUCUCUUAAUCCACCAUUUGGAGAAGCUGUCCACUCAAUGGUGCCUGAAAUUCAAUCAACUGACAGGCGAAUGGAGGUCGAGUCGCGAGCCAAUGAGGUUGAUCCGCGUGGCUAUGAGGCAGCACUAGCGGCGCUGUCAGGUUUAAUUAAUCAGCGGAAGCGCGCCGAUGGCUCAAACUGGGGGGAUGCCUUCGCUCUCAUGCGCUCCUACGUCAAGGUGCUUGAUCUGGAGGGACCGCUCGACCAGCUCAGCAUCAUCCACGUGGCAGGAACCAAAGGCAAGGGCUCCACGUGCGCCAUGGCAGAGAGCAUGCUGAGGGCCAGUGGCCACGCCACGGGGCUCUUCACCUCGCCGCACCUGGUGGACGUCAGGGAGAGGUUCCGCCUCAACGGGGAGAUGGUGCCAGUCGAUACAUUUCUGCAGCACUUCUGGUGGUGCUACGACAGGUGCAAGGCGGCAGCGUCCUCCUCCUCGUCCCCCACUCCCAUGCCGGCGUAUUUCCGCUUCCUCACUCUGCUCGCCCUGCGCAUAUUCACUCAAAGCCAGGUUGACGUGGCGAUUCUGGAGGUGGGCAUUGGCGGAAGAUUCGACGCCACGAACAUUGUCAAGCGCCCAGCAGUGUGUGGCGUUUCGUCGCUGGGCUUCGACCACAUGGAGCUGCUGGGAAACACCCUGGCUCUCAUAGCUGGCGAGAAGGCCGGGAUAUUUAAGCCAGGAGUGCCAGCAGUGGCAGCGCCGCAGGAGCAGGAGGCAAUGGAGGUGCUCAGGCAGCGGGCAGAGGAGCUCCAGAUUCCUCUUGAGGUGGCGAAACCGUUGCACGAGAUUGCUCCAGGUGUGCACGUGGGACUGGCCGGCAAGCACCAGCAGAUCAACGCCUCCCUGGCGGUGGCUCUGUGCCGCCAGUGGGCCAUCCGAAGUGGGAGAAUGGAGGAAGCACGGGCACUCGAUGAGGCGCUGGCCAAUAAAACGCUGCCACCUGCCUACAUAGCAGGCUUGGGGAGUGCCUCAUGGCCGGGCAGGUGCGAAAUUCUGCAGGAUUGCCCAGCCGAGCCUGGGCAGGCUGGAACUGCAGGCGGGCAGCUGACUUUCUUUUUGGAUGGUGCCCAUACUGUAGAGAGUAUGGAGGUGUGCGGGGAGUGGUUCUGUGAUGCUUCGAGGGGUGCAGGGGGAGAAAGAGGACAAAGAGGAGACGGAGGAGAAAGAGGAGAAAAGGUGGAGUUAGCUGCAGAAACAGCGGCACAGGCAACAGCAGCAUCAGCAGGGGUGGAAGGGUUAAACCAAGUGGAGGCCAAGAAGCCUGUGCGGGUGCUGCUGUUCAACUGCAUGCCUGAAAGGGACCCGCACACUCUCAUGGCCCAGCUGCUCAAGACGCUCGAGCGCAGAGGCCUGUCCCUCCACCGAGCCCUCUUUGUCCCUUCCCUCUCCUCCUACACUGCUCUCCUCCCCUCUCCCUCCUCCUCCUCUCCCUCUCCUCUUCCCUCAUCUGAUUCUGCGGGCGCCACUGUUGCCAUGACGAGCCAGAGCAGCAGCCUCGGCCGAAGCAGCUUGGACUGGCAGCUAUCCAUGCAGCGGACGUGGGAACAGCUGCAACAGCCACUGUGUGCUGCUGGUGCUGCAGAUGCUGCUGGUUCUGGUGCUGCUGGUUCUGGUGCUCAUGCCGCUGAUUCAAUCCCUGCUUCUUUCCUUGUGCCUCGCGGUCUGACUCAAUGUCUAGCAUCACUAGCACAACCUGCAGCACGAGGAGCGGAAUCGCGAGACAUGGUGGAGUUAUCCUGGCCGUUGAUUUCACCCGGCGUGGCAUCUCUGGGCCCUAGCAGUGCUGUGCUGCCAUCACUGCCAGCAGCCGUCGAUCUGCUGGGAUGGACGGCUAAGAUGCAUCCAAAUGUGGAUUUGCAGGUGUUAGUCACAGGUUCGCUGCACCUUGUGGGGGAUGUUCUUCGUGUGGUUCGAAGGGACCAACAAUAGUUUGUAUUGCACCACACAACGUUGAGAAGCAUAAAUACACUUCGCAUUAUUAUCUGAAACUUUUCCCGGGCC
Messenger RNA from Closterium sp. NIES-67, 2417 nucleotides. Lineage: Eukaryota; Viridiplantae; Streptophyta; Zygnematophyceae; Desmidiales; Closteriaceae. The record is from the annotation of a GenBank genome assembly.